UUCACACCCUUCUCUCGGUGUUAUUAAUUUGUUUCUCCACCACAUUAAGAGAGAAACACGAAGAUGGUGGGACCGAAAAGACCACAAAUCGUUCUCUUUGGUUCGUCCAUUGUUCAGCUAAGCUUCAGCAAUGGCGGUUGGGGUUCCAUACUUGCUGAUGUUUACUCUCGUACUGCUGAUAUAGUGCUGAGAGGAUAUUAUGGAUGGAAUUCUAGCCGUGCUGUUCAGGUUCUGGAUCAAGUAUUCCCACAGGAUGAAACUACUCAGCCUUCUUUGGUAAUCGUUUACUUUGGUGGUAAUGAUUCAAUGGGACCUCAUUCAUCAGGCCUAGGUCCUCAUGUAGCACUUACUGAAUAUGUUGAGAACAUGAGAAAGAUUGCGACUCACAUAAAGAGUCUUUCAAAGAAAACACGUGUGAUUCUUCUCAGUUGUCCUCCAGUCAAUGAGGACAAAGUUCGUGAAAACACAAGUAACUUCUUUAGCGAGAUGGUAAGGAACAAUGAGUUGUGCAAAACAUAUUCGGAUGCUUGUAUAGAGCUGGGCAAGGAAGUUGGAGUUAAGUGUGUUGAUCUUUUCAAUGCACUUCAAAGUCAUAAAGAUUGGGAGAAUGCUUGCUUCACGGAUGGGGUUCAUUUGUCUGAAGAGGGAAGUAAGAUAGUGGUGGAAGAGAUACUGAAAGUGUUAAAAGAAGCAGAAUGGGAGCCUAAGCUUCACUGGACAUCAAUGGAAACCGAAUUCGGAGAAAAUUCACCAUAUGAUCUUGUUGCGUAUGAUGGGAAAACCACUAUAAAUCCAUCGAAAUGGACUUACCACAGGGAAAUAAAAUGGGACUAGUAGUAUUCUGUGGUUUUAAAAACAAAACUGCCUUAUUAUCUUUCUCUGUCUCCCUAAUAAUAAUAAGAUUCUGUUUCUUCAGGAAAAGAUUGGUAAGAAUUCUGAAUUUCAUGCCAAAACUAUCCUGAGAAAAAGAUUGGUAGAAUUUGUAUGAUGAUUUGUGACAAUUCUGAAUUUCAUGCCAAAACUAUCCCAUAUAGCUGAUGUUUGUUGUAUUUAUUAAGUCUUAAAAUUGAAUUUUACCUUGCUCUGUUUAGCCA
Messenger RNA from Impatiens glandulifera, 1094 nucleotides. Its product is annotated as GDSL esterase/lipase CPRD49-like. NCBI's taxonomy places the organism in Eukaryota, Viridiplantae, Streptophyta, Magnoliopsida, Ericales, Balsaminaceae. The record is from RefSeq and is a predicted model, not a curated record. The transcript is spliced from 6 exons. Gene Ontology annotation, molecular function: hydrolase activity, acting on ester bonds. Bases 64 to 834 code for a protein of 256 amino acids.